AUGCCUCAAAAACCACUCAAAGUCACCAAGAAAGUCAAGGAUCCACGUAGGGUUACGAAGAAGCAGAAAAACUUAAGAAAAGCUGCCCCAUUGCAGUUAAAAUCAAAAAAGAAGUCUCUACUGCAUUUGAAGAAAUUGAAGAAGAGAUCUUCUCUUACUGAGACUACUGAAAGGUUAGUCGCUAGUAAAGUUGGCCAUUUAGAGCUGUUAAGAGGUACUAGAAAAGAAUUGGAGAAGGGCAAGAAGGCCUCCAAGUGA
Saccharomyces kudriavzevii IFO 1802 is the source of this 258-nucleotide messenger RNA. RefSeq lists its product as uncharacterized. The transcript has a single exon. Lineage: Eukaryota; Fungi; Ascomycota; Saccharomycetes; Saccharomycetales; Saccharomycetaceae. Bases 1 to 258 code for a protein of 85 amino acids. The record is from RefSeq and is a predicted model, not a curated record.